Messenger RNA from Symbiodinium sp. CCMP2456, 994 nucleotides. Lineage: Eukaryota; Dinophyceae; Suessiales; Symbiodiniaceae. The record is from the annotation of a GenBank genome assembly.
GCUUCUUGGCCCCGUCGACGACGGGGUCGAAGCAAAGGAUGGCUUGUUGGACGCCUCCUUCUUCGUCGGGCAUGGCCACGAGAACACGCCGCGUGUGGGUUCGGCGGUGGUCCUCACAUGUUCCUCAGAGGCAAAAGAAGCCUGUGGUAUCCUGGCCCAGCAGCUCGCUCAGUGGUACUGGGACAGAAGGACUGAAUUCACAUACCCAAGAGACUCUUCAACGACUCCCUGGCACGAGGCCCUUCAGGAGAUGUAUGCGGCUUAUGACCAGGGGCAGAAGGUUCUCCUCGGCGAUUUGGGGGACAAUGCCAAUGCCGGGACGUCAGGUGAUGUGCCUUUCGUUUGCCGGAAGCUCUUGGAAAAGACCUCGGUGCCGCGGGAAGGAGGCAAAGCUCAUCCACGGGUGCUCAUCGCUGGGCUUGCCGACCACGCGGCGGUGAAGACCUGCGCGGAGCUUUGGGAAAGAGCGCACGAAGCGGCGAAGCCUCUCUCAGAACUUCCGCUGCCGCUUCGAAUCGGGGCCGGCCACGCCAUUGGUGCCGAUUUCGGUGAGGGUUGCGAGGCGCUGGUGCUCUCUGACGCCCGUCUUCGGGGCAUUGUGAACGAGGGGCUUUGGGCCAUCGUCGAUGCUUCGCCAUGCAUCACCCUUGUACUUCAAACGUCGCCCUGGGCAUUCUUCUCGAGAGCGGACGUGGCACGGCUGACUGAGGCCUUCCACCCCUCUAACUACGAUGUCGUGGUCGUGAAGCGCGGGAACGUUGCUUCUCUGGUGGAGCCCAUGUUUUCUUUGGGGGAAGCUUAUGAACCGGCCAAGGUCUGCUGCAUCAUGUCCACGACACCCGGGGCAAACAGCUACCCGAUGCCGGCUCGACCACGCCUUCGCCCAGCGAUGUACCCGGAGUGUCCGGAGCGCGAGUGGGCCGCCCCUGUCGGAACGGUGCCACCACGAUGCGGCCGGGGCCAGAAGCGCCUGAGUGAAGCCGAUGAGGCGUAA